Opisthorchis viverrini is the source of this 822-nucleotide messenger RNA. RefSeq lists its product as hypothetical. The record is from RefSeq and is a predicted model, not a curated record. Gene Ontology annotation, molecular function: ATP binding; ATP hydrolysis activity. NCBI's taxonomy places the organism in Eukaryota, Metazoa, Platyhelminthes, Trematoda, Opisthorchiida, Opisthorchiidae. The transcript has a single exon. Bases 1 to 822 code for a protein of 273 amino acids.
AUGCCGUCGGUUGAUAAAAAGAAGGCCCUGGCGAAGAAAGAGGCGGCAGGUGUCGCAACGGCUGGGGAUCUUGUAAAUGGGACCGAUGAGGAUGGUCAGACCGAAGAAACUGUACCAUCUCACACCGAAGACGAGGUUCCCGGUCGGCAUCGCACGACCAGUGUAGGUGAUGACGGCCUUGUUGGUAGUGAUGAUGAAGAUGAAGAAGUCCAUAAAUCCCUUGUUGAGACCCUGGAAUGUUUAGACCUAAUCAGCAACCGUAAUGCUCAGGGUCGCUCUGUGACCUCCGUAUUGGCAUCACAUCCAGGGGCUCGUGAUACCAGGUUAGAGUUGAACAUUGGGCGGCGCUACGGUCUUAUCGACCCGAAUGGUUGCGGAAAGUCCACUCUACUCGCGGUUAUGGCCAACCGCGAGCUACCCAUACCGAACCACAUAGGUAUUUUUCUACUUCAACGAGAAAUGGUACCCAGGGAUAAAACAGCACUCCAGUGCGUGAUGGAAGUGGAUGAAGAGCGACAGCGGUUACAGCGCGAAGCCGGAGAGCCAGCCGCACGUGAAGAUACGGAGAGUAGUGAGCGCUUGGUCGAAGUAUACGAGCGUCUGGAGCAUUUGGAUGCAGACAAAGCAGAAGCCAAGGCUGCUAUGCUCCUUCAUGGUCUAGGAUUCACAAAGGAGAUGCAACAGAAGCAGGUCAAAAACUUCAGUGGUGGUUGGCCAAUGUGUAUCGCACUAGCUCGUGUCCUAUUUGUUCGACCAGCCCUAGUUCUGCUCGAUGUGCCCACAAAUCACAUCGACUUAAAUGCUUGUGUAGUUGGAACGUGA